UCGCCGCCGCCGCGCUCGCGCCUUUGCUCCGCUCUUAAAGGGGCCGCGCCGCCUCUUUUUUUUUUCUGUUCCCUUUUCCAAGCGCCUCAGCGCCGUCCGGGUGGGCCCGAGACCCCCCCAUCACACACCGCCGCCGCCAUGAGGGAGAUCGUCCACAUCCAGGCGGGCCAAUGCGGCAACCAGAUCGGCGCCAAGUUCUGGGAGGUGAUCAGCGACGAGCACGGCAUCGACCCCACGGGCACCUACCACGGCGACAGCGACCUGCAGCUGGACCGCAUCAGCGUCUACUACAACGAGGCCACGGGGGGUAAAUACGUGCCCAGGGCCAUCCUGGUGGACCUGGAGCCCGGCACGAUGGACUCGGUGCGCUCCGGCCCCUUCGGGCAGAUCUUCCGGCCCGACAACUUUGUCUUCGGCCAAAGCGGCGCCGGCAACAACUGGGCCAAGGGUCACUACACGGAGGGCGCCGAGCUGGUGGACUCGGUGCUGGACGUGGUGCGCAAGGAGGCCGAGAGCUGCGACUGCCUGCAGGGCUUCCAGCUGACGCACUCGCUGGGCGGCGGCACCGGCUCGGGCAUGGGCACGCUGCUGAUCUCCAAGAUCCGCGAGGAGUACCCCGACCGCAUCAUGAACACCUUCAGCGUGGUGCCGUCGCCCAAGGUGUCGGACACGGUGGUGGAGCCCUACAACGCCACGCUGUCGGUGCACCAGCUGGUGGAGAACACGGACGAGACGUACUGCAUCGACAACGAGGCGCUCUACGACAUCUGCUUCCGCACCCUCAAGCUGACCACGCCCACCUACGGCGACCUCAACCACCUGGUGUCGGCCACCAUGAGCGGCGUCACCACCUGCCUGCGCUUCCCCGGGCAGCUCAACGCCGACCUGCGCAAGCUGGCCGUCAACAUGGUGCCCUUCCCUCGGCUGCACUUCUUCAUGCCCGGCUUCGCGCCGCUGACGUCGCGCGGCAGCCAGCAGUACCGCGCCCUCACCGUGCCCGAGCUCACCCAGCAGGUGUUCGACGCCAAGAACAUGAUGGCCGCCUGCGACCCGCGGCACGGCCGCUACCUCACCGUGGCCGCCGUCUUCCGCGGCCGCAUGUCCAUGAAGGAGGUGGACGAGCAGAUGCUCAACGUGCAGAACAAGAACAGCUCCUACUUCGUGGAGUGGAUCCCCAACAACGUGAAGACGGCCGUGUGCGACAUCCCGCCGCGCGGCCUCAAGAUGGCCGUCACCUUCAUCGGCAACAGCACGGCCAUCCAGGAGCUCUUCAAGCGCAUCUCGGAGCAGUUCACGGCCAUGUUCCGCCGCAAGGCCUUCCUGCACUGGUACACGGGCGAGGGCAUGGACGAGAUGGAGUUCACCGAGGCCGAGAGCAACAUGAACGACCUCGUCUCCGAGUACCAGCAGUACCAGGAUGCCACGGCCGAGGAGGAGGAGGAUUUCGGCGAGGAGGCCGAGGAGGAGGCCUGAGGGGCCCUGACCGGCGGCGUCAACCCAACCCCUCCCCCCCCCGGCAUCGUUGGAGGGCGGCGCUUUCAGCGUCGUCGUCAUCGUCCUUCGUCAUCGUCGUCCUUCGUCAUCGCCAGCGGUGGCAGCGGAGUCCCCACCCGACCUUCAGCGUUGUCCUCGUAGUGCUCGAGCUUCAUCGUCGGCAUCCUCGGAGAGUCCCUGGUCUUCAUCGUCAGAGAGUCCUUGGUCUUCAUCGUCAUUGUUGAAGAGUUCCCAACCUUCCUCAUCAAGGUCAGAGCACCCAACCUUCAUCAUCAUCAUCCUCAAAGAGUCCCUGGUCUUCAUUGUCAUCGUUGAAGAGUUCCCAACCUUCAUCAUCAUCAUUUUCAAAGAGUCCCUGGUCUUCAUCAUCGUUGAAGAGUCCCCAGCCUUCAUCAUCAUGGUCAGAGCUCCCAACCUUCAUCGUUGUCAUCCUCCAAGAGUCCCUGGUCUUCAUCAUCGUCGUUGAAGAGUUCCCAAGCUUCAUCAUCGUCAUCCUCCAAGAGUCCCUGGUCUUUGUCAUCAUCAUUGAAGAGUCCCCAGCCUUCAUCAUCACGGUCAGAGCGCCCAACCGUCAUCAUCGUCAUCUUUGAAGAGUCCCCGGCCUUCGUCGUCGUCAUCGUUGAAGAGUCUCCACUCUUGAUCGCAGUCAGAGCUCCCGACCUUCGUCAUCGUCAGCGGUGAA
Corvus hawaiiensis (hawaiian crow) is the source of this 2176-nucleotide messenger RNA. Its product is annotated as tubulin beta chain. Gene Ontology annotation, molecular function: GTP binding; structural constituent of cytoskeleton; GTPase activity. The record is from RefSeq and is a predicted model, not a curated record. Gene Ontology annotation, biological process: microtubule cytoskeleton organization; mitotic cell cycle. Gene Ontology annotation, cellular component: microtubule; cytoplasm. The coding region runs from base 139 to 1473 and encodes 444 amino acids. The transcript is spliced from 4 exons. NCBI's taxonomy places the organism in Eukaryota, Metazoa, Chordata, Aves, Passeriformes, Corvidae.